Molecule: messenger RNA, 361 nt
Organism: Acanthoscelides obtectus
Lineage: Eukaryota; Metazoa; Arthropoda; Insecta; Coleoptera; Chrysomelidae
Source: the annotation of a GenBank genome assembly
CGCCUACAUAUUGAACAUCUUUUUGGACUAUUUUACGCGUGGGAUCAAGUUUCGUAUAUUUUUUCAUUGCGCAAUGGCGGAUGGUGUGGAAGCAGGUUGUUCUCGUCCAAAACGAGUGAAAACGUAUUGUAACCGUAAUAAAGGGCUUACAGAAAAAGAACUGUAUGAUAUUCUUGCAAAUUCGGGGAGUGAAAUCGAGAAUAUAAGUGACUCAGACAAUUAUGUUCCCAGUUCAGAUGGAAGUGAGAAGUCUGAUGGAAAUAUGUCUGAAACGAGUGAUGAUUUUUUCAGCCCACAGUCACCUACAGCUACGAAUUUAGUAGAUACGAGCAUGUGGAAUGAUGAGAUAAAAAAUAUUUAA